This is a messenger RNA of Asparagus officinalis (garden asparagus), 1770 nucleotides long. Its product is annotated as O-acyltransferase WSD1-like. The record is from RefSeq and is a predicted model, not a curated record. Lineage: Eukaryota; Viridiplantae; Streptophyta; Magnoliopsida; Asparagales; Asparagaceae. Gene Ontology annotation, cellular component: plasma membrane. The transcript has 6 exons. Gene Ontology annotation, biological process: triglyceride biosynthetic process. The coding region runs from base 20 to 1528 and encodes 502 amino acids. Gene Ontology annotation, molecular function: diacylglycerol O-acyltransferase activity; long-chain-alcohol O-fatty-acyltransferase activity.
CAGAUCGGUAAGAAGAGCGAUGGGCGUGAGAAAGAGGCCGCUCACAAUCAACACAGAGAGGGAGAUGGGGCCCAGAGGAGGGGUUGACGGCGACAUAACGGAGGAGGAGGGACAGCCGUUAAGUCCAGCAGGGAGAUUGUUUCAUCAGCCCCACUUCAACUGCCACAUAAUAUCGAUAAUGGGGUCGGGGAAAACGAUCGACGUUGACGCCGUCAAGGCCGGGCUGGAGCGGACCAUGAUCCGUCACCCCCGCUUCUCUAGCAUCCUGGUUUUAGACAAGCACAGAAGCAAGAAAUCAAGAUGGAUCAGAACAAAAGUAGUCGUAGACGAUCACAUCGUAAUCCCAAGCCUGAACAUUUCAUCAGAAAGAACUCCAGACCAAAUUGUUGAAGACUACAUAUCAUCCCUCUCUACAAGUUCCCUCCCCUUAACCCGCCCUUUAUGGGACCUCCACAUCAUCAACAUUCCCACCUCAAAAUCCGAAGCCGUAUCUAUUCUUCGAAUGCAUCACUCUCUUGGUGAUGGUAUCUCUCUAAUGUCGCUGUUACUUGCUGGUACUCGAAAAAUAUCUGAUCCUGAUUCAGCUCCAUCACUUCCUCUGUCGAGAUCAAGAAAGGCAAAAUCUUUUGAUCGUGGUGGUAUGUUAUGGCGGCUGAUGGUGUGGAUUUGGUUGGUUUUGGCGCAUUUUUGGAAUACAGUGAUUGAUGCAGUGAUGUUAGGAGCUAGUUGUGUGUUUUUGAGGGAUACUGAAACACCGAUAAAGGGGGUGGAGGGAUUUGAGUUUCGUCGGAAGCGGUUCGUUAGUACAACGUUGAGCCUGGAGGAUGCCGAGGUUGUUAAGAAUGCUUUUGGAUGUACCAUAAAUGACGUUAUGCUGGGAAUAACAUCGGCUGGGCUUUCUCGUUAUCUCAGUACGAGAUACAAUGAUACUUCCAAUGAGAAAAAGAAUGCGGGGAGCCUCCCAGCAAAUAUCAGACUCAGAACAACUCUCAUGGUGAACAUUAGGGCGCCAGCAGGGAUCGAUGAAAUGACCAAAAUGAUUGAAGGUGAUAAUAGCUGCACAACGUGGGGGAAUUGGCUGGGCUACAUGAUUGUUCCAAUCCCCAUUAUGAUUUGCAAAGACCCCCUGGAUUAUAUCCGAAAGGGAAUAGAGAUUGCCCAAAGGAAGAGGACAUCAUUGGAGGCAAUUUUCACUUACAUAACUGGUUGUCUAAUAAUCAAAAUUUUGGGAAUCAAGGCAGCAGCAGCACUUUGUUACAGAGUUUUCCGUCACACAACGGUUUUACUGUCCAACAUCGCGGGACCCGUUGACGAAAUAGGGUUUUGUGGCCACCCACUCGUGUAUCUUGCUGCUAGCGUCUACGGACACCCACAAGCCAUUACACUUCACUUCCAAAGUUACAUGAACAAGAUGGAGAUGGUUCUCGCGGUUGAUGAACUGACUGUUCCUGAUCCUCACCAACUCCUACAAGACCUUGCUGAAUCUCUCAAGCUUAUUAAAGAUGCGGUUGUAGAAAGAUCAUCUUAAGGUGAAAAAUACUUGCCACUUUGGUAUUAUUUUUACCUAUACAUACCCCUCUCUCUCUCUCUCUCUCUCUCUCUCUAUAUAUAUAUAUAUAUAUAUAUGCAUUAAGAAUUUUCAGAAUUUUAAAAUGAUGAUGUUGAUGUCAUUGUAAUUUAUGGCACUUCAAGAUACUUGAAUAAAAAAGAAGAGAGAUGCAUACAAGGCAGUUUAAUGAUUGCUGACUUGUUCGCUGUUUUAAAAAGUUA